This is a messenger RNA of Haliotis rufescens (red abalone), 1602 nucleotides long. RefSeq names its product dolichyl-diphosphooligosaccharide--protein glycosyltransferase 48 kDa subunit-like. Gene Ontology annotation, cellular component: oligosaccharyltransferase complex; endoplasmic reticulum membrane. Lineage: Eukaryota; Metazoa; Mollusca; Gastropoda; Lepetellida; Haliotidae. The transcript is spliced from 11 exons. The record is from RefSeq and is a predicted model, not a curated record. The coding region runs from base 33 to 1205 and encodes 390 amino acids.
AUAUUCCGAUUGCAGCAAGUGCGUGUACAAAGAUGGCGUCUAACACAAUGUGCAGAGUGUUGGCUCUCCUUGCUUUUGCAAGUAUUGCAUUAGCUGGGAAAAGAACGUUGAUUUUAGUCGACAACUGGGCCAUCAGAGAAACGCAUUCAACGUUUUUCAGAUCAUUAAGAGAUAUUGGAUUUGACCUGACAUUUAAACUAGCUGAUGAUGGAAGCCUGGCCCUGGUCAAAUAUGGUGAAUUCCUGUACGACAAUCUCAUUAUCUUCUCUCCCUCUGUCGAAGAGUUUGGAGGCAACCUUGAUGUGGCAGCCAUCACAAGUUUCAUUGAUGGAGGAGGAAAUGUUCUCGUUGCUGCCAGCUCGGCUAUCGGCGACCCACUGCGAGAGCUCGCAACUGAAUGUGGUGUGGAGUUUGAUGAUGAGAGGACGGCCGUCAUUGACCAUCUCAACUAUGACGUGUCCGACCUUGGCAAGCACACACUGAUUGUCGCAGACCCAGGUAACCUCAUCGAGUCUCCAAUGAUUGUGGGCCCGAAGAACCCCGCCCCUUUCCUCUUCCGCGGCGUUGGGAUGUUGGCUGAUCCCGAGAACCCGCUAGUGCUGAGUCUGCUUCAUGCCUCCUCCACUGCCUACAGCCACAACCCUGACACCAAGAUAUCCGAGUUCCCUCAUGCUGUUGGCAAGAACACUCUCCUGGUGGCAGCCCUCCAGGCCAGGAACAACGCCAGGGUCGUGUUCGUGGGUUCCCUCGACUUCUUCAGUGAUGAGUUCUUCCAGUCCCCUGUACAGAAGGCAAACGGUGGCAACCGGUUCGACAAGUCUGGCAACCAGGACUUGGCUCUCAACAUGGCACGGUGGGUGUUCAAGGAGAGGGGUGUGUUGAGGGUCGGCGCCGUUACUCACAAUAAGAAGGGGGAGAAGAAGCCACCAGCAGCCUACACCGUCUUCGACAACGUGAGAUAUACGAUCCAGAUUGAGGAGUUGUCGGAGGGGAAGUGGCAGCCAUUCCAGGGUACAGACAUCCAGCUGGAGUUUGUCAGGAUCGACCCCUUUGUCCGCACACUCCUGAAGAAGCAAAAUGGGAUGUUUUACGUGGAGUUCAUUCUGCCUGACGUGUAUGGGGUGUACCAGUUCCGUGUCGACUACAACCGUGUGGGCUACACCCAUCUCUUCAGCACAACUCAGGUGUCUGUGCGUUUUGACUGAUUGUAUGUCAUCCAUGGGGUAGAUCACUACUCAUGCUUCCCAUGAAGAUCCAAGUUAGAAUUCAUAUUCAGCACCCAGGCUUGUGAGAGGCGACCAACGAGAUUGGAUAGUCAGUCUCUCCACCUUGGUGGAUGUCAUCGUAUCCCAGUUGCGUAGAUCAAUGCUCAAACAAACAAAUAGUGAUGUGCCUUUUUAUUUUCUUUAACGUAAAAAAUAUGAGGUUUUCUUUUUACCUGGAAGAAGAUGUUGAGUUUUGAAAAACAAGAUCAUUGUUAUAUUGCUGACAGCAUCAAGCAUUCACAUUUGCCUAUGUUUCAGGUGUCUGUCCGGCCAUUACAGCACACGCAGUUUGAGCGGUUCAUCCCUGCAGCCUACCCAUAUUACACCAGUGCCUUCU